UUGAAACGUAUUUCAAUUCUGUUAAACAGAAGGAGAUAAUGGAGUUAACAGGGAAAAAGGAAGAACAUAAUAGAAAAAUGGUUCUCUAUGGCCGAAAACACAGGAAACUUAUCAACCGAAGAAGAACCCUAAAAGAAAGAAAAAUUGAUCCAAAGGAGGAGGAAAGGUUCAUGAAAGCAUUGGAGAUUGAAACCAUGUCCUCAGAAGAUUCUGAUUCUGAGGACGAUUCUAUCUUCGUUACACGUCCUCUGUCGUGGGUGUCGACAGAGUUUAAACAGCUGAUACAGCGUUUGGAUAGAAAAUACGAUCGUAUGUUAAAUGCUCAGGGGAAGAGAUUAAAAUCCAAAAGAACAGUCGGGGAGCCUUCAGAUAGACCGUGUCCCAAAAAGCCCAAGGGACUGAAGUGGAUGUUUGGCUAAGGUGAUAUGGAGUUUUGACCAUCAGUCAUUUCAGAUACAUGUACAUGUACUAAUAAACAUUUUGACAUGCAUACAUGGUCUUGUUUAACUUAUUACGACGAACUAAUUUGAACUUAUGUUGCCGUCUCGUUUCAUUUUAUUAAAUUGUGUUUAUAUUCAGUUUCAGCUAAACAUGAAAAGAACCACGGGUCAUUCUCCCUUAACGUAAAACCAUUUGAUAUGCUUGGUGGGAAAGGGAAGCGGCGGAUUGACACACACGCGCUGCACACAAACAUAUUUUCACUUGUGUACACAAUUGUUUAUUUUUUGUAAAAUUUUGUUCGCUUGGAUCUAUUCUUUCAAUAAUGUACAUGUUUAUUUUUAAAUGAAAUGUAGCAUGUGUAUGUCAUUGAUUAUGACGUGUUAUUCAUUUGUUUUGUCUUAUCAUUUUUGUCCACUAAAACUUUUAAUCAAUUCACAAAAUUCAUUACAUUUAUUUUUAUGGUUUUUAUAAAUACGCUGACUUCUCAAAAAAAAGAAAUCAUAAAUUUAAUGUAAAAAAUGAAUAUAGAAAUAUAAUGAACACGUUUUCAGUUUGUUUAGAUUUAUAUUUAUCAAAAUAAGGUUUGAUCAGAAUGUGAUGCCAAAUAUGUAACACUUCUUCAAACAUGUAGCCAUUUGAAUGUGUAUAAUAAAG
Molecule: messenger RNA, 1095 nt
Organism: Mytilus trossulus (common blue mussel)
Lineage: Eukaryota; Metazoa; Mollusca; Bivalvia; Mytilida; Mytilidae
Exons: 2
Coding region: 39-419 (126 amino acids)
Source: RefSeq, a predicted model, not a curated record